ACAUUAUUGCCUACAUGUUUUGAAAGCGAGGCUGUAAUUUUUAUUCAAAACGUCUUUCAUAACUUGUGUAGACCACAUGACUUUUUCUUUGAGUUACAAUUAAAAGAAGAAGAAAAGGAAAGAAUUUCUUUGUCGGUUCGAAGAUGAGUUCAAGAAUUGGAGCCUUUAUGCUCCUGAUCUUGCUUUGCUUCCAAUUUUUAUCGGUUUCUGCUCUCACAAAUGGUUUUGACGCUUCUGCUUUACAAGCCCUGAAGGCUGAUUGGACAAAGUAUCCUGAAAGUUGGGUAGGUGCUGAUCCUUGUGGAACCAAUUGGGUUGGAAUCACAUGUACCAAUGACCGCGUUGUUUCAAUAUCACUAGGUAACCUUGACGUGGAAGGAAAGCUUUCCAGUGAUAUUGCAAGCUUGACUGAAUUGCAGAUCUUGGAUUUGUCUUACAACACUGGAUUGACCGGACCACUUCCAUCAAAUAUCGGUCAACUUAAGAAGUUGAAGAACUUGAUCCUUGUGGCCUGUAGUUUCAGUGGUCAAAUCCCUGAGUCCAUUGGAGAUCUUGAACAACUUAUAUAUCUCUCCCUGAAUUUAAAUCAAUUUAGUGGAAGAAUUCCAGCUUCCAUUGGACGGUUAUCAAACCUAUAUUGGUUUGAUAUAGCUGACAAUCAGAUUGAAGGAACGCUUCCAGUUUCUAAUGGGACUUCUUCACCUGGACUUGAUAUGCUUCUUGAAACUAAGCAUUUUCAUUUUGGAAAAAACAAGCUUUCGGGAGUUAUCCCAGAAACACUUUUCAGCUCAAAAAUGACUUUGAUACAUGUACUAUUCGAUGGGAACAACCUCACGGGGGACAUCCCAGACACCCUUAGCCUCGUUAAAACGUUGACAGUUUUACGCCUUGAUAGGAAUAAACUUACUGGCAAUAUUCCUACAAGUCUUAAUAAUCUCACAAAUCUUCAAGAACUGUACUUGGCCAACAACGAAUUUACAGGUAGUCUUCCAAAUUUAACCAGCUUGACCAGUCUCUACACAUUAGAUGUAAGCAAUAACACUUUGGAAUUCUCACCUAUACCAUCAUGGAUCUCUUCAUUACGCUCCUUGGCAACAUUAAGGAUGGAAGGGAUCAACCUUAAUGGUUCAAUACCAAACUCAUUUUUCAGCCCUCCUCAGUUGCAGACAGUUAUCCUAAAGAGGAAUCGAAUAAAUUCAGCGUUGGACUUUGGUACCAGCUAUAGCAACCAGUUGGAGUUUGUUGAUUUACAAUACAAUGACAUAGAUGUUUAUACACAACCAUCCUCUAACACACGCAUCCAAGUAAUAUUGGCAGAUAAUCCAGUGUGCCAGGAGAUGGGAAACAGUCCAAGUUACUGCUCAGCAAUCCCACACAAUACCUCUUAUUCUACCAUUCCAACAACCUGUUCUCCGUGUGAUCAUGGCAGGGAAGCGAGUCCUUUGUGCCGCUGUGCGCAUCCAUUCACAGGAACAUUCAAUUUCAGGGCUCCUUCCUUCUCAGGGUUAUUCAACUCCACCAACUUCGAAAUUCUUCAGAAGGAUAUAACUGGUUUCUUCAAUAAGUUCAGUUAUCCAGUGGACUCCGUGGCCGUCAGAAACAUAAGAGAGAACACAACAGAUCAUCAGCUUCUAAUCGAUCUUUUAGUCUUUCCAUUGGGCAGAGAGAGUUUUAAUGAGACGGGAAUGUUACUUGUUAAUUUUGCCUUUAGCAACCAGACUUAUAAGCCUCCCCCUAUAUUUGGCCCUUACAUUUUCAUAGCCGAUCCCUACACUCUGUUCUCUGAUGGAGGAGGUUCUAAGUCAUCAAACAUGGGCGUCAUAAUCGGAGCAGCAGUUGGUGGCGUGGUUCUUCUGUUGUUGUUAACUCUAGCUGGAGUUUACGCUCUCCGCCAGAGGAAGAGAGCAGACAGAGCAACUGACCAAAAUAAUCCUUUUGCCAAGUGGAGUACGAGCAAGAGCAGUAUUGAUGCUCCGCAGCUGAUGGGAGCAAAGUCUUUUACUUUUGAAGAGUUGAAGAAAUGUACAGACAACUUUUCAGAGGCAAAUGAUGUUGGGGGUGGAGGUUAUGGCAAGGUUUACAGAGGUAUUCUUCCCUCGGGGCAACUCAUUGCAAUCAAAAGAGCUCAACAAGGAUCUUUGCAAGGAGGGUUGGAAUUCAAAACUGAGAUCGAACUACUUUCAAGGGUCCAUCAUAAAAAUGUUGUCAGACUCUUAGGCUUUUGCUUUGAUCGAAGUGAACAAAUGCUUGUAUACGAGUACAUUCCAAAUGGCUCUCUUAGAGACAGUCUGUCAGGGAAGAGUGGGAUAAGGCUUGAUUGGAUAAGAAGACUCAGAAUAGCACUUGGUUCAGGGAAGGGCCUGGCUUAUCUUCAUGAGCUUGCUGAUCCUCCAAUUAUACACAGAGACAUCAAAUCAAAUAAUAUAUUACUUGAUGAAAAUCUAACUGCAAAGGUUGCCGAUUUUGGCCUCUCCAAACUUGUGGGAGACCCUGAGAAAACUCAUGUGACAACACAAGUGAAAGGAACCAUGGGCUACUUGGAUCCUGAGUACUACAUGACAAAUCAGUUGACCGAGAAGAGUGAUGUGUAUGGGUUUGGUGUGGUGAUGCUUGAGCUAUUAACCGGUAAAAGUCCAAUAGAGAAAGGUAAAUACGUGGUGAGAGAGGUGAAGAUGAAAAUGAAUAAGUCGAGGAGUUUGUAUGACCUGCAAGAACUGUUGGACACGACGAUCAUCGCAAGCAGCAGCAACCUUAAAGGGUUUGAGAAGUACGUAGAUUUGGCUCUGAGAUGCGUGGAGGAGGAAGGAGUGAAUAGACCAUCCAUGGGUGAUGUUGUGAAAGAGAUUGAGAACAUAAUGCAGCUCGCUGGGUUAAACCCGAACGGGGAUUCAGCGUCGACUUCGGCAACGUACGAGGAUGAAAUCAAAGGAUCUGGUGAUCCUUAUGGCAAGGACUCGUUCCAGUACAGUGGGAAUUUCCCAGCUUCAAAGCUCGAACCCCAAUGAUCGAUUGUUUUUUUUGUUGUUGAUAUUUUGUAAUUGACUUCAUAUUUGAAAUGCCUUGUGAAUGUGGUUGACAUGCAUGAUUUAAUUUGUUGUGUGUCACUAGUUCGUAAGUGAAAGCACGGCUAAUUUUUA
Messenger RNA from Brassica oleracea var. oleracea, 3137 nucleotides. Its product is annotated as probable leucine-rich repeat receptor-like protein kinase At5g49770. The coding region runs from base 144 to 3005 and encodes 953 amino acids. Gene Ontology annotation, biological process: protein phosphorylation. The transcript is spliced from 19 exons. The record is from RefSeq and is a predicted model, not a curated record. Gene Ontology annotation, molecular function: ATP binding; protein binding; protein kinase activity. Lineage: Eukaryota; Viridiplantae; Streptophyta; Magnoliopsida; Brassicales; Brassicaceae.